Molecule: messenger RNA, 453 nt
Organism: Lactuca saligna
Lineage: Eukaryota; Viridiplantae; Streptophyta; Magnoliopsida; Asterales; Asteraceae
Source: the annotation of a GenBank genome assembly
AUGUCUGGCCAAAUUCCUUUCCAUGUUCAAGAAGAAAUCCUCAAAAGGCUCCCUGUAAAAUCAUUGAUUCGGUUUAGAUCUGUCUGCAAAGCAUGGAGGUGUUUAAUCGAUAGCGCUUAUUUUAUUGCUGCGCACACCGUUGGCAAACAUGAGUGUCAACAACUGCUUAUAAAGUAUGUGGUAGGAGAGGAGGCGCGAUAUGUUUCUAUCGUCGACGAUGACACUUUCCCCCAACAGAGGUUUGUUCCGGCUCUUCCCCUCUCCGUUCAACUACUUAAAAGGUCAUGCUUAGUCGGUAGCUGUAAUGGGUUGUUGUGCUUCGAUGGCUAUUAUUAUGCGCCAAAGAGAUCUCAUUCCAACUAUGAAAAGCGGAUGGUUGUACUUUGGAAUCCUUCAAUCGGAAAAUCGAUUACUAUUGAUGUGCCUGUGACAUAUCAUGUGCAUUAUGGAUGA